This is a messenger RNA of Akanthomyces muscarius, 333 nucleotides long. RefSeq lists its product as uncharacterized. Gene Ontology annotation, cellular component: ubiquitin ligase complex. Bases 1 to 333 code for a protein of 110 amino acids. NCBI's taxonomy places the organism in Eukaryota, Fungi, Ascomycota, Sordariomycetes, Hypocreales, Cordycipitaceae. The record is from RefSeq and is a predicted model, not a curated record. The transcript has 2 exons.
AUGGGCCUGUCCUACAACACCUAUCUCAAUAGCACCAAGAUAUACGGCUGCAAAGCCUGCAAAGCGCAUCUAGCCAACCAUGAGGAUAUCAUAAGCAGGAACUUCCGCGGCCAACACGGCAAGGCAUACCUCUUCCACAGCGUCGUCAACAUCGAAACCGGCGAGCCAAGCGAGCGAAACAUGACAACGGGAAGACACAUUGUUUGCGACAUCACUUGCCGGCAAUGCAAGGAGACUGUGGGCUGGAAAUACGACAAGGCAUACGAAAACUCACAAAAGUAUAAGGAGGGUAAAUUCAUCCUCGAAGCCGAGUUGCUGUGCAACGUUGCAUGA